GUUAUCUUCCCACCCGUAUACAACAUGGAUAUCCAAACAAACUCAACAAAAGCGGCAAACCAUACAAGAGGGCUAGUGCAUGGGUUUGGUGACGCACGGCGUAUAUAUCAUUAUAGACCCUUCGAUCAUUCCCUCCGCCUGCGUUACAUCACCAAGCCCUCGAAGAAGCACAACCAAAAGCGAGUAUCGUCACCAAAGCCAUGGGAAAACAGAUGUCUGCUCUCAAGCUCGCACACAACCUCGUCGGCUCUAGCAUUCGCCUUCGUGUGGCGCGGGGGGGGUUUCAUAGAAGCCUUCAUACUACUCAGAGAAGGACCCUUGAAGAGCUCUCCUCGGGCAACAAGCCUUCUCAGGACCAUGGACGCUACGCAACCUGGGAGAUGUUUUUCGACCAGAAUAAGCGGUACACCGACCGUUCUUUAGGGUUGGAAAAGGAUGCGGCGAAAUCCCACAAUGCUGUCAGAGCUGUCGGAGCUUCUUUGGAUGAGUUGAGGAGGAAGGCGGAUAAGGGGCUCGAGAGUUGGGAGACGAGGUCAAAAGACUGGGCGAAGAGAUGAGUGCUCAAUUCGCGGAUUUGCACGGGGUACGUUCUGAAUUCUUGGGUUCUAGUGAAGCCACUAAUCUAUGACAAGGCUCAAAAAAAGAAUGAGGGCAUGCUAGUUGUUGUUCAUUCCGGUAUUGGUUGAACAUCCUUCACAAUUGACCGUACAUGUUACUAACAUUUGGCGAAGCUGAUUACUCUCGUGGUAUCCCUGGAUAUGACCUGUAUGAGCAAAGUAGGAAGCGAAAAUAACUAGUUUUCCUUUAUGAAUUACUUUCUGUUUUUCUGAGGGGAAAACUAUGGGUUUGCUAGAAUGAUUUUAUGGGGUUCAGUGAUUCGGUUUUCAACCGAGGAUUCUGUAGUAAGCUACAAUUGAUACUUUCAAGGGAAAAAGUUGAUACAGUUUCCAAUGGUGGCAGGAC
Molecule: messenger RNA, 963 nt
Organism: Tuber melanosporum (Perigord truffle)
Lineage: Eukaryota; Fungi; Ascomycota; Pezizomycetes; Pezizales; Tuberaceae
Exons: 3
Coding region: 213-557 (114 amino acids)
Source: RefSeq, a predicted model, not a curated record